This is a messenger RNA of Dermacentor andersoni, 1595 nucleotides long. RefSeq lists its product as uncharacterized. NCBI's taxonomy places the organism in Eukaryota, Metazoa, Arthropoda, Arachnida, Ixodida, Ixodidae. The record is from RefSeq and is a predicted model, not a curated record.
UGCCCAAGGGCAACGGCUUUACGCGUCACUGAAUGCGAUCGAGAGGCGCGUUUUUUUCAAGAAAACAUUGACGGAUCAUCGAAAAGAAUGGCGUAACUGAAACACCGUGUGGAGAGUUGCCGCCCACUGCGAACGCAAGUUUGAACACCAUUCUCGGAAUAGUGACGUCUACACAGAGAAAGCUAUGAGAUUGCUUCGUCUUCUUUUUACGUGUCUGUAUUUAGUUUAUUUUGUUACAAAACAAAUGUCUUUCGCCUCAAAAACUUCCAAAUCUACCCCACUAAAGACUUAGCAACAGCCCCACACCCGCGUUUUUCUUUCUUUCUUUCUUUCUUUCUUUCUUUCUUUCUUUCUUUCUUUCUUUCUUUCUUUUUUUCUUUCUCUUGUCGCAAGUUUACAGGUGCUUAACGUUAAGCAGGUUCAAAAGAAACGAAUAACAGUAGUUGAGCACACGACAUCCUAAGUAUAAUGGUAACUUUUCGAAAUAAAAACCCUGCCAAGUGCUCCAAUCGCGCUAUUCUGAGCUCCUGGAGCAGCUGGUUGACUUGGAACACAGUAUCGCCAGCCCAGUUGGAGACAUGAAAACUUUCAUCGUUGUCUGCCUUCUGUCGGCAGCCAUUUUGGCAAGUGCACGAAGGGAUCAACGUCUCGGAAGCAAUUUGGGAGCCAUAGGUAGACUCAACGGUGAGCUGCGGGCCGGUAUCGACCAAACUGGUCCCCAUGGAGGCCCGGGUUACACCGCCAGCAUUGGAACGAGCCUUGGCGCAAGGCUAGGGGGUCAAGCCAGUUGGGGAGCAGGCAGCGACUACGACGGCAAUGGCUUCUACUUUGGCGGAGGAGGCGCAGGUUAUCCUGAAGUCCACGCACCUUCAUGGGGUGGUCCUUACGGAUCUUCGCCAAACGGUGUAUACUUUGGCCGAGUAGACGCAGGUCAUCCUGGAGCCCACGCAUCUUCAUGGGGUGGCGCUCACGGAGCUUCGCCAAACGGUGUAUACUUUGGCCGAGUAGACGCAGGUCAUCCUGGAGCCCACGCAUCUUCAUGGGGUGGCGCUUACGGAGCUUCGCCAAACGGUGUAUAUUGGCCGCACGGAGCGUCCUAUGGCGGUGGACACUAUGGCGUCAACUCGCAUGGCCACUACGGUUCGUACGGUGCGUACAGUCCGUACGGCGGACAUGGCCAAUACUCUCCGUACGGUGGCUAUGCCACUUAUGGAUAUCCCGCUGGAUAUGGCGCCUCUCGCGGCUGGGGCACCCGCUCGUUUGGCGUAGCACCCGAAGCCGCUGUACCAAGGUCUUCUGGUGCCCUUGCUGCCGGACCGACCAGUGCAUCUAGCAGCUCAUCCGGUGCUGCACCCGCUGGUUCACCGUAAAGCGCAGCCAGCAAGCUGGCGGAAGGGCAUCAAAAUUUUAUCCUAAGCACCCACAAAUUCUGCAAGAGAUCGAAGACUAUGGACAAACAACACCGAAGAUUCACUGGAAUAAUUUAGUGCUAUAAAUUUACAGACCGGCCUAUCUGGUUGAGAAUGCUCUCUGAAAGCUAAUUGCGAUAAAUACUUACUAUGAAGCAAAUAAAGAAAGACAUUACACCUGUUUUA